Molecule: messenger RNA, 7933 nt
Organism: Drosophila nasuta
Lineage: Eukaryota; Metazoa; Arthropoda; Insecta; Diptera; Drosophilidae
Gene: orb
Product: polyadenylation element binding protein orb
Exons: 10
Coding region: 1114-3870 (918 amino acids)
Biological process (GO): negative regulation of cytoplasmic translation
Cellular component (GO): nucleus; synapse; neuron projection
Molecular function (GO): translation factor activity, RNA binding; mRNA 3'-UTR binding; ribosome binding
Source: RefSeq, a predicted model, not a curated record
GAGGUUAUUGCAUUUCUCACUUGAGCGGCAAACACAAAAAGUUGGUGCAAAUAAAAACACUUCUUUUUUUGUCGUUUUUUUGCACACAAAAAAUAGGAAAUAAAUACAACGCCUUCAUCUUAGAGCAUAUUUUUACAAGUUAAAUGCAAGAAGAGACUGCAAACUACACACACACAUGUACACGCACAUAACACAACACAGGAAACAAGUAGCAUAGUAAAAUUAACGAAAAAGCGUGCAAAGCACACAACACAAUUGAAGUAACGGUUCCAUGCCGGGGACAUCAGCAGCAAGCGUAGUGUGAGUAAAAAUAUACAAAAAAUGUGCUUUGCACGCAUGGAACAACAGUAGAAGGAAAAAGAAAAGGAGGAACACAAGGAGAAAUAUUUGAAUGCGAGAAGAGUGCAACAUUUAAAUGAAAUGAAAUUCAACAAAUUUAUGUGAACGAAGCGUGCAACAAAGUAAACAGAAGUCUAACUGCUGCUGUAUUGUAAUUUUUGGAGGCCACGACAGAGUAUUUGCAUUAUUCAGUGGGAAUAAUGAAUCGAUGACCGUUUGCGUUUGCGUCAGCUGAUACGGUUCUGUUCUGUUCUGCGUUGUGCGGCAUCUGCCUGUUGUCUGUGCCCAGUUAGGAAGUGCUGCCAAAUCCUGAUUACCAACAACAACGACAACAACAGCGAAAGCAAAUCAUUUUGGGCCAACAAACAUGUUUGCUUGAGACUGAGACCGGCCAACAUAUUUGUUUUUUGGGCAGUCGCAUCACAUCAUCGGCUCGAACUUGGCUCGUGGCUCAAAUAAAGGACUCGCUGCGCAGCUCAAACCUGAGAGAGAGAGAGAGAGAGAGCGGCAAGCAAACUCUCAGAGAGAACCCGUGAGAGAGUGAGAGAGAGAGCGCGGAGUUGGGCCAAGAGCAGAGACGGAAGUGGCGACAUCUGUUUUGCCGCUUUGUCAGCUUAUCCGGCAGCCGUUUUGCCUUUUGCCGAUGCCAUAGCCGAGGACAGGCGAAGGACAACGACGUCGACAGGGACGACAGAGAGCGAGAGAGAGAGAGACACAGGGAUAACGGGCACGUGAAAUACACAAGUGUGGAAAUUGGAAUUUUUAUUCAAAACAAUGCCCCUGCUGCAACAGUACGAGGCGUCUGACUGCAACGGUGGCAGCGGCAACAUGCGUGCCUUGAGCGGCGCCAGCUCUGGAGAUUUACUGCAGAAGCAUUCGUCGAUUAGCUCGCUGCUGGAGCAGCAUCAACACCACCACCAGCAACAUCAUCAUCAUCAUCAUCAUGGGCAGGAUCUGCUAGGGAGACGCGGAAUUGUCGGCGGAGAUGCCAAUGAUGGACUUAUAUCAUUCAUAAAUGAUCCAAUCACACUGAACGAUCUGCUUGGCUUAUGUGGUGGCGGCGGUCCGGCAACUGCAGUCCAGGCCACAUCAACAACAACAGCAGCAACAGCGCCAACAACAGUAGCAACAACGGCAGCAGGCAUCGGAGCAGGCAGCUCCGGCUCUGGCUCCGGAGCCGGAGCUAACGGCAGCAGCAGCUGCAGCAGCAGCGGCGGCGUUAAUAACUUGCUACUUGGCAAUGCGGCGACUGCUGCAGCUGCCGCUGUCGCUGCCGCUGCCACUGGCGAUUGCAGCCAACAGCUGUCGGCGAAUGCAGUGGCCUAUGCCCCACUGACGCCGAGCUCCACACAGUCCUCGGCCUCACCCGGAACCAAGUCAAGUUUUGAUUACUUUCAGUUUGAAAAUGUUGCACAAAGUAACCCACUUAAGGCUUUCCAAAGAUCAAACAUCAGCUUCGAUUGCUCUGCACCCUUAUCGCCAAGUACGCCUUCAUCUAUUUACAAUCGCUCCUUUCACAGUUCACCUUUAGUCAGUGACAGCAGCAACUCAUCCAGUGCAAAUGGCUUAUCGCUCGACUCAAUUAAUAUGCUCUAUCAGCAGCAGAGCUACAGCAAUUUGGGCAACACCAACGGCGGCAAUCUUGGUCUCAAUCUGCAGAAUGCAUCGACGCGUUCCAAUUCCCCGGAGAGUCAGAACAGCAAUCAGUCCAUCAAUGAACCCAAUCUACUAGACAUGAUCAAUCUGCUGUCUGUUAGCAAUAAUAAGCUGGCAUCCAUGCAACAGCAUCAACACCAGCAGCAACAGCAGCACCAACAACAGCAGCAGUCGCAACAUCAGCAGCAGUUUCAACAGCAGCAGCAACAGCAAAAGCAUUUACAGCAACAUCAACAGGCCCAACAACAACACCAUCAUCAACAGCAGCAGCAGCAACAACAACAGCAGCAGCAGCAUCAACAACAUCAGCAACAACAACAGUCGCAGCAUCAGCAGUUCAACAACUUGAAUCGAAACUACGAGUCGCAACUGCUGAGUGGAUCACAGCAGCAGCAGCAGAACUUUGAUUUGGGCAACAGCGAUUGCCUGAACCAGUGCAGUCUAGAGAACUUCACCAUUGUGGACAUGGAGCUGGCCAAGUUGCAGAAUCUGCAGCGCAUCAACACGCUCAAGCUGUUGCAAGCACAAACCCAGCAAAUGCCUCUGCUCAAUCAACUGCUUCAGAGUUAUGCGGGCAACUUGCCUGCUGCCGGCAGCAGCUCGAACAACAUCAACAAUGCCACAACGGCAGCCAGCUUAGGCAAUUUGGUGGGCGGUGGCACGGGCAACAAUGUGGGUGUGGCUGCCAAUUCCGGCGGUGGCACGUCGGGCACGUCCAACGAUUGGCAUUUGGAUCGUGUGGCCAAGUUCUACAGGAGCUCGGCGGCGUUGUGCGAGGCCACAUGCACUUGGAGUGGCCAGUUGCCUCCUCGUUCGCAUCGCAUGUUGAACUAUUCCCCCAAAGUAUUUCUCGGUGGCAUUCCUUGGGACAUUAGUGAGCAAUCGUUAAUACAGAUCUUCAAGCCCUUCGGUUCAAUCAGAGUGGAAUGGCCUGGUAAGGAGCAACAGGCGACACAACCCAAAGGAUAUGUCUACAUUAUAUUUGAAUCGGAUAAACAGGUGAAAGCAUUGCUUUCAGCUUGUGUGCUGCAAGUCGAUGACUCGCAUAGCGGCAGCAAUUAUUUCUUUAAAAUCUCUUCGCGACGCAUCAAGUCAAAGGAUGUCGAAGUAAUUCCCUGGAUAAUAGCAGACUCCAACUUUGUGCGCUCCAGUUCUCAGAAGCUGGAUCCAACGAAGACUGUUUUCGUUGGCGCCUUGCAUGGCAAACUGACUGCCGAGGGAUUGGCCACAAUAAUGGAUGAUCUGUUCGAUGGUGUCCUCUAUGCGGGCAUCGACACGGACAAGUACAAAUAUCCCAUUGGCUCGGGUCGUGUGACAUUCAGCAACUUUCGCUCAUACAUGAAGGCGGUGUCAGCGGCCUUCAUUGAAAUUCGUACUUCCAAAUUUACGAAGAAGGUACAAGUGGAUCCAUAUCUGGAGGACGCUUUGUGUUCGAUUUGCGGAGUGCAGCAUGGACCAUACUAUUGCCGGGAACUCUCAUGUUUUCGUUACUUUUGUCGCAGCUGUUGGCAAUGGCAGCACAGCUGCGAUAUUGUCAAGAAUCACAAACCUUUGACGCGCAACUCAAAGUCACAAACCUUGGUGGGCUUUGGGCCCUCGUCGUCGUCAUCGACGAUUUCGCUGGCGUUUUCAGGCAGUGGCAAUCGCUCGAAUGCGGAUCAAAAGCUGCAGCAGCAGCAACACAGUCACAAUCAUCACAACAAUCUUCAAAAUCAUCAGCAGCAGCAGCAAAAACUUAUCCAACUUCAGCAACAUGCCGCCAAUCAGCAGUCAAACAACUUGAAUCUCUGUUCGAACAGCGGCAACUCAAACGCAGCAGCCAACUCAUUGUACAACUAUCAACAGCAGCAGCAUCAGCAUCAACAGGCAAUUUAAGCGCGUGCGUCAACAAAUCCCAAUGUGCCCACUUUUAGCGUACCGUUUUAACGUACUUCAAGUCUUCAAGUCAAGCAUUGGAUUACAUUUUUUUGAAUUUUAAGUAAUACCAAAAUUUUGCACUUUUAAGCAACAGAAGAAGCCAAACCUAUCUGAAUGGCCAGAUUUGAACGUAAAUUGUUAGUGUUGCACACGAGCAUUCACCAUGAAUAUUGUAAAUCUACACACAGUUAUUUUGAUGUAUUUACACGAACGGUACGAUAUUAAGUAUAAGUAUAGGAAUAUAUAUAUAUGUAUACGUACGUGCAUAUAUAUAUGUAUGUGUAUUACAUAUUAUACAUGUAUGUAUACUUUUCUUUUAGGCUAAACAUGAGCAUUCCUCCUCUUCUCCUUCUCACAACACAUAUUAUCUACAACUUCUACAACAUACAACAUACUAUACUAUUUUUUGAUAAUCAUGCUUACAUAUCAGCAUUUGAAGCGGGCAUUCGAAUGCUAAACGAAACCCCCAGUAACAGUAACUUGGAAUUGGAAUAUCUCUUAUUAUCUAUAUAUAAUUUUUUUCGCUAAGAAAGCUGUCUAAAUACUUUUCAUCCGUAUUUCGUCUGCCUUAAGAAGUAAGUUAGCCUAUUAUGAAAAUUCUUUUUCGUUAUUUUUUCGUUUAAUUAAUUAGGUUAGUGCUAAUUUUUUGUUGUGCUAUUAAUUAGAAAUUUUAUAGCUUCUUUUUUUAUUAGCAAAAGCAAAAACUUUUCUUUGGAUCUGUCCGUGAGCAAUUUGUUCAGGAAAUUGCAAUUUUUAAAUUCAAUUUAAAAAUUGUGAAUUUAAAUGAAUUUUGUCACAUUGAUAUUGUUAUACAGUUAUGAGUUCAUUUAUAUUUUUUUUGUUUUGUUAAUGUUGCUAUUAGGUUUACGAUUAUUUUGUUGAAACAUAUUUACAAUACGCUUGAUGAUUGUUAAAACAUUGUUUUUCUAUCAUGGUCACCUAUUUGGCUGUUCUAGUUUUAAAGCCCACAAAACAUUGUUCUUAUUAUUUAUGUCUUACAUUAUUUUUCAUGUAUUUUGAGAAAGGAUCUCGAUGCUAUAUGUAUGUAAUAGCAAAGCAUUACAUAUUGUACUUAACAACGCUUUAAUAUAAUUUAAAUUAAGUGAACAUUCAUUAUUAACAUUAACACUUUUUCAAGCAAAUAUACAAGUACAUGCGACAAAGCUUUUGUUAUCAAAAUUCCACAUUAAUCUUUUACUUUCACAACGAGAAUACACUUACCUACUCAAUGAAUACCUACUAUAAGCAAAACACUCCUCUAACAACUAAACUAACUAACCCUGCGCUUCCCAUGCUGAUACUACUUUUCAGUUAGUCUAAUAUCAAAGGUUAAAUUCAAACGAAUUUAAGCAUAAAUACAAUCAAAUUAUGAAUUACUUUACCAUGCAACUAAAAUACUCCAAAACAUAAAUACAAGAAUCGAAAAUCGAGAAGCUAAUAAGAAUAAGUAUAUUCCCUAAUCAUAAGCUGUAGAUGAUGACAGAGUCGAUUCAACGGGUUUUUAUAUGAGAAAAUCUUCUUGAACGCCAAUAAUAGGUAUAUGUUCAGUUAAUACCCUUGACAAACAUGAUAAAUCAGUAUGUUGUUUUUAGUUACAAGUAUUUUGUUAUACUUAUAGGAAGAGAAUACAUGCAGAUAUGCGAAGAUGCAUUGAGAACCUACAGGGAUUUUAUGGUAGACUUCGAAUAAAGCUAAAACCAAAUGUUAAAAUGUAAAUGUACGACAACUUAGUUGAAUUUUAGUUUCGGAUAUAGAUGACUACACAACAAUAAGCAAUUUUCAAUAAGUAAUCAAUAGAGAUUUGAAUGAAACGCGGGUUUUAGGGUAAUCUUGGAGGCCUCUUAGUGUAACGGUUUCUGUUGUAGCGCCUAGCUUAGUUUCAUUUGCCUGGGACUUGGAUCAGUUGUACAAUAAUAAUUAUAUGAUUUGGUCGGCGGUGUGUAUUUAGUUGAGGUAAGAGUUAAGUGAAUAAGUAGCUAUGCUAGACAAUUAUCAUUAUCAUGCAUUGUUAUCUAUAUAUACAUACCUACAUAUAUAUAACGUAUAAUAUACGAGUAUACCUAUUAUAACCUACGCAAGCCUAAGCAUACAUUAGUCAAUGCCUUCAUUAAAACGAUAAAGAUGAAUAAAUAUAAUAUAAUAAUGCUAAAACCCACUCAAAGGUAAACCAAAUCGCUUUAAAGAAUACCACAAAUCAAAAUGCUUAAAUAUUAUAUAUACACAUACACUUAUUAAAAAACAUAUACCUAACAAUAUAUUAAUUAUAGUUUUAAUGUUUAACGAGACAAGAAUCAGGAUAUACGAUGUGCGGAAUAUAUGAACGCAAAUUUGAAUAUUUACCAAACUCAGUAAAUGCAUAAAGAUGAGAAACCAGAUGAGAAACCAGAGCAGUAUAUAAACAAUAAUCGAAUCUAUAAUUGAAGCGAAUGAACAUAUACAGACACGUAUACAUAUAACGAACAUAUACCUUUAACUAGAUAAUAAAUUGACAAUGUAUAUAGUAUGGAAGGACAUUUAUAGAUACAUAAAAUGGUGCUUUAGCUGAAUUAUAAUAUAAUUACAAUGUAAUUAUAAGACUUAAACCCGAAAACAACACACACACACACACAACUUUGUCUCCCCGAUUCAUUUCUUAUCAGAUAAUGGAAAAUGAAAUGCCCAUUUUAAAUUGAAACAUAUUUUUUACCGCAAUUAAUAUGAGAAAGAGAACUCUAUACUCAAGUGUUGCGACACGCAGCACUAUUUUAUUAAUACGAGUGUUUUAAAGUGGAUAACAGCUAAAGAAAGUUAUACGACUAACACAUACACUUACCCAAGCAAAACUCUACGAUAGGUUUUCCUCCUUGGUUUCUUUCUUAAACACACUAACACUAGAACAUACUACAGACAUGCUUAACUUUUAAAUAACUAAAAUUUAUAUACUUUUACUAAACUAAAUUAAAUGCAAAUUAAAUACUUUUAAAUGGACAUUUUAAGGCCCUUUAGGGGGGAAUAUCACCCGGGCCCAAUAUUGGUACUUAACCUCAAAGUCAUACAUACUUACGUACAUACAUAUAUUUUUACUUUAAUGUUUUUAACGCUUUUACGAGCUAAACUUUUAAAUAACGAAACUAUUACAGAAAUUUUAAACAUUUUCCAUAACGCUUUCCUUAUUACGAGUAUUAUUUAAAAAAGAAAAGAAAAAACAACAAUUUUUUAAACACAAGAAAACAAAAUGAAAAUGAGAUAAACAAAAAGAAAAAUUUAAAAUAUAAGAAAUUUAAUGUAUCAAUGAAUUGAAUAAAACGAAAUGUAAUGGAACCAAAAUCGAACGCUUCCCACGCAAAACCGAUAAUAUUAAAUUUUAGCAAAGUAAAAACUAAAGACAAAAUAUGCAGAAUACAUUAAAUAUUCGAGUACUAAAUGUAUUUUACAAAACUAUUAAUAAAUCACAUGUUAAUCUACGUUUAUUUUUAAGCGAUUCCACAAACACACACAGACACAGACUCAUAACUAUAACUCAGUAUAUUCAUGCAUAGAAAUCAUAUUUUUAAUGUCAGCUAAGGUGAAAAAGCAGUUACAUAUACAGAAAUACCAAUUGCCUAAUCUAUAUCUAUAAAUUCGGCGAUAUCUUUACGAUUUACCAUUUACCAUUUACCAUGCCCUAACUAAACUAAACUAAACUAUGCUAACACUACUUCUAGCUAUAUUUACGAUGAAUAUUUUUAGUGAGUAUAACUAUAUAUACACAUAUAUGUAUACUACUCGUAUACUUAAUACAACAUUGAAGAAACAGAAACACAAGCGACAUGUGAGACACAUUUUGGGGGAACAUUAGCAAAAACCAUUUGCAAAUUGAAUUUUAAACGUAACAAACGUGUUAAAAAAACAAAACAAAGCAUAAAACAAUACAAAUGAAUUAUUAAAAAGAAAAACAAAUGAUUAAAACACGCAAUAAGAACGGUUUUUAAAAAGACUAUUAUACAGACAUACUAUUAUUAUAUAUGUAUACUACUUACACUAUAUAUACACAAAGAAACAA